Molecule: messenger RNA, 2032 nt
Organism: Vitis riparia (riverbank grape)
Lineage: Eukaryota; Viridiplantae; Streptophyta; Magnoliopsida; Vitales; Vitaceae
Exons: 5
Coding region: 395-1729 (444 amino acids)
Source: RefSeq, a predicted model, not a curated record
CAGAAGUAUAGGGGAAGUCUUUUGUGCCCUCGAGUCAUAUGCAACUAUACAAAACACUGGAAGUGCCAAAAAUGUUCCCUAUAGAAGGAUGCUUCCAUUAUUCCUUGAAUCAAACUACCAAGCAAUGGUUCUUACAUCAAACUAGCAACCAAUGAAAACACACACACAAACAAGUGCAAGAAUGAGGGAAGUCCUAUGUGCCAUUGAGUCAUAUGCAACUACACAAACACUUGAAGUUCCAAAGAAUGUUCCCAAGAGCAAGAUGCUUCAAUUAUUCUUUACAUGAAACUACCAACCAAUGAAAAGAUCAAUAGUUGGAAUAGAAACUUCAAGUGUGCACCCUAAAAUGAGAAAAAGCUUUGUAUCCUAAAAUCUGGUGAACUUUCUGAACAUUAUGCAUGCUAUAAAAGGUGGAUGGGUUGGGCAAACUUUUGCCCUAGCUAAGGGGAAUGAUUCAGGAAGGAGAAAGUCUCGAAUUCGCCGGUCAAAAGAGGAGAGGAAGGAAAUGGUGGAAUCCUUUAUAAAGAAAUAUCAGAAAUCAAAUGAUGGCAAUUUCCCAUCACUCAAUCUUACACACAAGGAAGUUGGUGGGUCUUUCUACACAGUGCGAGAGAUUGUCCGAGAGAUUAUCCAAGAAAAUAGAGUGCUGGGUCCUGCUAAGUUGACCCCAGAAGAGCAGCACAUAGUUGAGUUAUCUGAGCAAUAUCCUCUUGGAUCAAUUUCCUUAGAACCUCAAGUUCACCUGUCAUCAUCAGUUGAAACUGAUUCAGUACCCGACCAUCAUCAGAUUAGGAGUGAAGAACUGGUUCUGGAUUCUAGUAGAAAAUACACUGGAUCUGAACAUCACAUAUUUGACAAUGGGUGGAUCAUUAAUGGGAGUCAUAUGGAAAAGAAAAAUGAAGAAUCUGACAUGCCAAUAUAUGCAGAGUUGGAAGUUGCUGAAACUUCAGGGGCAAAGAAUGCUCUUUUAGAAGAAGUAGAAGUAACUGCUGCUAAAGUGACGGAUAUAGCAGCAGAUGUAGUGGUAGAGACGUUUCCAUUAAGGUCUUUUACUAAGCCAUCUUACAGCUUGGAUGGGGAGCUAGGUGAAGCAAGCAUUAUGACUGGAAUUUUGGAAGAAAAGGAAACAGAGAAAGUGGAAACAGAAACAGGAAAAAGUUCUGUAUUGGAUGGAAAGAAUUCAGUAGAGGACCCUUUUGGUUUGGUGGAUGAGAAAGCAGUCACAAGCCCCGGAGGUUCAUUGUUGGAAAUGAACUCUGGUUUGAUUGAUGAGGAAGCAGUUAAAAAUGUUGCAGAUCCAUUGUUGGAAAGCUCCAAUAUCACUUCAAUCAACAAAGAUGUUGUGCAUGAUGAUCAGGAUGGCACUAUUCUUGAAGUUAAAACAUCUCAUGGUGACUGCUUAUCAUCAGACACAUUUGAGCAAAGCCAGGAGAUUGCUGAAAAUAAGAAUUUAGAUUCUCCAAAUGGCAUCUAUAGCGAGAAUAUGACUGGGUCUAGUACCAGCAGUGCCUGUAGUGAGACCAUUUCUGAAGAGGCAAUUGUGAUUGAAAAGAAACCCAAUAUUGAAGAUGGUAGCAUCCCCCAGAAAGGAAGCAGUCCAACUCUAGACAGAAUUAAUCUUGAAUCAUGGGAAGGAGCAUCCAAGAAAUCUACAGAGCCAGAAACUAACCCAUUUCUGGCAUUCAUUAAGGCAUUUGUAGCUGGCUUUGUGAAGUUUUGGUCUGAGUAAAAUUUUCCCAUUUAUUUUCUUUAGUUUCGAUGCCCCAGAUGAAAGGUUUAGAACCUGCCAAUGGAAGGGGCAUGAUUUGGUUGAGUCUUUGCUCAUAUCAGAGAAUGUAGUUGUUCUUAGUGUGUCUUGUCAUUUCUUUAUCUUUUAUUUUUCCAGUAAUUUUUUGUGGAACACUCUCUUUGUUGUGCAUGAUUCAGAAAGUUUGGCAUUGCUGAAUAUUUCACCGACUAGUGUUUGAAGGGACUAAUCCUCCAUAUUUGAAAAGCUGGAGAAAGAGGUUGGGCAUCGAGUCCUUUUCUGCAA